Molecule: messenger RNA, 933 nt
Organism: Blastomyces dermatitidis ER-3
Lineage: Eukaryota; Fungi; Ascomycota; Eurotiomycetes; Onygenales; Ajellomycetaceae
Product: 4-hydroxyphenylpyruvate dioxygenase
Exons: 3
Coding region: 1-933 (310 amino acids)
Source: RefSeq, a predicted model, not a curated record
AUGUCCCUCGGCCGCGCCUGUGCCCAUGACCUCCCCAUAAAACUCUCCCAAGCCUCCCGCCACGGCUUCAAGGGCAUAGAGCUGUUCUACGAAGACCUCGAAUCCCACGCCCAGGCACUCACAGACGGCCUCACCCACUCCAACCAGCUCACCGCAGCCCAAGAAAUCCGCCAGCUCUGCGACAAACACAACCUGCAAAUCGUCACCCUGCAGCCAUUUCUCUUCUACGAGGGCCUGCUGGACCGCGCGGAGCACCAUCGGCUGCUCAAUGGGAAAUUAGCGCUGUGGUUCCAGCUGGUGAAAAUACUGCGCACGGAUAUGAUUCAGAUCCCGGCGAAUUUCCUGGGUCCGGACCCAGGCACUGGCAAGGCGCGGACGACGGGGGAUUUGGAUGUUAUUGUUAGCGAUUUGAGGGAGGUGGCGGAGCGGGGGGUUGCGGGAGGACCCGCCCGUUCGGUUCGCAGGGUUGAUAGGGCGAAUUUUGGCAUUUGUUUGGAUACGUUUAAUUUGGCUGGAAGGGUGUAUGCGGAUCCGGCAGUGAGGGAUGGGAAGAUGGUUAAUGCGGAUGCGAAUUUGAGAGCCUCGUUGGCGCGCUUGGUGGCUACUAUUGAUGUGCGGAAGGUAUUUUAUAUACAGGUUGUCGAUGGGGAGAGGUUGGAGAGGCCGUUGGUUAAAGGGCAUGAAUGGCAUGUUUCGGGACAGCCGAGCCGGAUGUCUUGGUCGCGGAAUGCGAGGCUGUUUGCGUUCGAGGAGGAUAGGGGUGGGUAUCUUCCCAUCCUAGCUAUUGCUCGGGCUUUCUUUGACCUUGGAUUCGAGGGUUGGAUCUCGCUAGAACUCUUCUCGAGGUCGACUGCGGACCCAAAGCCGGAUAUUCCAGCAGCGCACGCGAGGAGAGGGGCCGAGUCCUGGAGAAAAUCGCAUGGAAGAGGUUAA